AUGGCUCCUUAUAAAAAUUUAGCAGUCUGCGUUGUCAAUAACAAAGGUUACAUUGAAGGAGAGAAAUUUCAACCUUCUGACAGAUGCUUGGACUGCGUCUGCCAAAAAGGAUAUAAUGGGAAAUUCGUUGCGCCUUUCUGCAUGAAGAAACGAUGCGACGUUGAAAUCAGAUUUUCCAAUCAGAUAGUUAAUAAUUGCGCUCCAAUAUAUCAUGAAAACGAACCUCUUUGUUGUCCUUAUGAUUUCAUUUGCCAAUGUCGUUACCGCGAAUAUAGAGGUCCAGUGGUUUCAAUUCCUUUAUAUGGAAACUACAACAGUUAUGAACUGAAUCAAUGUUUUCCUUACCUUCGAUGUCCCUCUAAAAAUAUGUCCGUCUGUGUUGACAAUCAUAAAGGUUACAUUGAAGGAGAGAAAUUUCAACCACUUGGUAAAUGCUUGAAUUGUAUCUGCCAAAAGGGAUACAAUGGAAAAUACGUUGAGCCUUUCUGCAUGAAAAAGAGAUGCGACAUAGAAAUAAAAUAUUCUAAACAAAUUGUUGAUAAUUGCGCUCCAAUAUAUUUAAAAAAUAAUUAUCCUCUUUGUUGUCCUUAUGAUUUCAUUUGUCCGUCAAAUUCAAAAAUUGAGCACCUCGUGAAAUACAAGUCAACUAAUGGAGAAAAAUGCAAAUUUGGAACGCAAACCUUCAACCAAUAUGACACUUUGAAUUUGAUUAAUCAAUACAACGUCACAUUCAACUGUAGGUGUUCUAUACCUCCUCUAUUGACCUGUCUUAGAUAA
Messenger RNA from Nicrophorus vespilloides, 777 nucleotides. RefSeq lists its product as uncharacterized. The record is from RefSeq and is a predicted model, not a curated record. Gene Ontology annotation, molecular function: protein binding. The coding region runs from base 1 to 777 and encodes 258 amino acids. The transcript is spliced from 6 exons. Lineage: Eukaryota; Metazoa; Arthropoda; Insecta; Coleoptera; Silphidae.